Messenger RNA from Haliotis rufescens (red abalone), 2148 nucleotides. Its product is annotated as ras-related GTP-binding protein A. The record is from RefSeq and is a predicted model, not a curated record. The coding region runs from base 168 to 1091 and encodes 307 amino acids. NCBI's taxonomy places the organism in Eukaryota, Metazoa, Mollusca, Gastropoda, Lepetellida, Haliotidae. Gene Ontology annotation, biological process: regulation of autophagy; cellular response to amino acid stimulus; positive regulation of TOR signaling. Gene Ontology annotation, cellular component: nucleus; lysosome; Gtr1-Gtr2 GTPase complex. Gene Ontology annotation, molecular function: GTP binding; GTPase activity. The transcript has 8 exons.
UGGGCGACAGUCCAAGUCAUGUGAUCUUGGCGGAAGUGUGUGCUUUCAGAUUUUCGAGAUCAUAUCUUGGGUUUAAGUGUUAUGUAGAUAGCACGUUACGAAACCACAUCUACAGUGUAUACAUUUGUUAAGAAGGUAAUUUGUGAAGAGGAUUCGGCAGUUCCAUUAUGAAGAAAAAGGUGUUGCUGAUGGGGAAGAGUGGGUCAGGGAAGACCAGUAUGAGGUCCAUCAUCUUUGCCAACUACAUCGCCAGAGACACCCGCAGACUCGGAGCUACAAUUGAUGUGGAACAUUCUCACGUGAGAUUCCUGGGCAACUUGGUGUUGAACCUAUGGGACUGUGGAGGACAAGAGGCGUUCAUGGAGAACUACUUCGCCAGUCAGCGAGACAACAUAUUCCGGAACGUGGAGGUGUUGAUCUACGUGUUUGACGUGGAGAGCCGGGAGCUGGAGAAAGACAUGCACUACUACCAGUCUUGUCUGGAGGCCAUCCUGCAGAAUUCCCCGGAGGCCCGGAUCUUCUGCCUCAUCCACAAGAUGGACCUGGUGCAGGACGACCAAAGAGAGCUGAUAUUCAGGGAGAGAGAAGAGGACUUAAAGCGCCUGUCGAAGCCCCUCAACUGUACAUGUUUUGCUACCUCAAUAUGGGAUGAGACGUUAUACAAGGGUUGGUCCUCCAUUGUGUAUCAGCUGAUUCCAAAUGUACAACAACUUGAGAACAACUUAAAGAACUUUGCUGACAUCAUUGAUGCAGACGAAGUCCUGCUGUUUGAAAGAGCUACAUUCCUGGUGAUCUCACAUUGUGAACGGAAGCCUCAUCGAGACGUCCACAGGUUCGAGAAGAUCAGCAACAUCAUCAAGCAGUUCAAGCUGAGUUGCAGCAGACUGGCUGCAUCCUUCCAGAGCAUGGAAGUCCGCAAUUCGUCCUUCGCUGCCUUCAUCGACGUCUUCACCUCCAACACAUACGUCAUGGUCGUCAUGUCGGACCCGGCAAUACCUUCUGCUGCCACGCUCAUCAACAUCAAGAACGCUCGCAAACAUUUCGAGAAGUUGGAACGUGUUGAACAACAUCCAGCCAUAGCCAGCAGAUGAUGUGGGAAGAGACGCAGUACUAGCAACUUGCUGAUUUGACAUUGUUGUCUGUGUGUCUGCAGGGGGACAUAUGAUGAGUUAUCAGUGAUGGGACUUACGAAUGUGUUGAUGUAUCAGAUGAUAUAUCAGUAAUCAGUGCGGAACUGCGCUCCAAGUCAGAUCCACUCAUGAGUUUUCCCGAAUAAUGAAGCCAUUAAAGAGGUACCAAUCCAGGUUGUCUUGUGACCAAAUAAGGAGAUAUGCAUGUUUUUCAGAUAGAUUUGCGAGUGUAACUGAGUAUUUUGUGCCCUGAAUUCUCCCGCGAACUUGAAGUGACAUGUUUAUAGACAUUGUAAAAUACAAAAGCUCUCAGUAAUUGUAAUCUCUAUGAUGCUAUGACUUCGACGAAUUAGCCUGGUUAGCAGAAUGUGAGAAAAAAAUUAUAAAUAUUGAUCAAACUUUAUAUUUAAUUUAUGUUUUCCAUUUUAUAUAGUUUAAUUUCAAAUUUGAGUUCCAUUUAACAUUUUUUCAACCAAUCAGGUUGAGGCACACACUACCAUUCAUUUUGCAAUUUUUCAUAAAACCAACAUGGCUGUUUUUUUGUAGGAAUGUCCUUGAAUGUGAUUCACCACAGUCAUACUGUUUCAGUAUCAGAAGAACAAUGGCAUUCAGGCAUGUCUGGUACAAGUACCCGCAGAGAAUUGAAAUUUAUAUUACUACUUUGUUAUGACAGUGCAUUGUAGGUUUUGUGGGUAGGUGGGGUCAGCAGCCUAUUGUGGCAACAGAGAAGACCAACUGCAGGGAUUUUGUCUCGCUCUGCUCAGAGGCUGAUAAUCUACCCCAAAUCUGCUGUGAAUGUUACUGAAACACUAAAAUAUGAAUCAAGAUUUUCCCUAUUCAAGUUAUUAUGUAUAACUAAUUGAAGAGGUGACUUCAAUUGUAACAGAGCAAUCUAUAAUGAUUUACAUGUUAAGUUAUAGGGUUAAAAUACCUCAAUUUAAACUUAAAAACAUGAGGAUUCCCCCAACACUAUACAUAAAAAUGCCCCCCCCCCCCCCUUAAUUUACUUAAGAUGAAG